AUGUUAAAGUUCCUUGGAGUUAUCAAGAAAUCAGGAACUAACGUAGUGGAAAAUGAUGCGAAACGACGUGAGCAGAAGGAGUUGGAUGAAUAUUUGGCCUUUCUUGCCUCACCAAUUGCAGCUACUAUUCAAAAAGAAUUGUUAAAAUUAGAAAACACAUGUAAUACAUCUAUACAUCCAUAUCCAUGUUCCUCCGAUACCGGGAUUGAAGGGGCGGUGUUAAUGUUUUUACAACACACAACGUUAUCACAACCAGAAUUACCAACACGACUGCUCGCACUAUUAUUACAACGAUUACGUCUUGCUUGUACCAAUUUUGAUGGAAUGGAGUUGGUACAUUUUUUGCAAAAUUCCAUCUCUUGUAUAUAUGUGUUAGUAACAACACAUAGAGGAAGAAAUGCGGCGAUUAUGUUGGAAUUAGGAUUGGAUGAACAUCUCUUAUUAAUUCUUCAAUUUGUGCGUUCACGACUGAUGAGUCGAACAACUGGGACUGGAGUUGGUAUGAAUUCUAUCCAUAGUAGUAUGGAUAAUCCAUCUAGGCAGGAAGGUGGUGAAACAGUUAAUGAAAGUGAAUCUAGUAGUAAUUAUUCUUCUGGUUUACAACUCUCUACUACACCACGUGGUACUGUCAUGAGUGUUCUUCGUGAUACUUUAAAACUUUUAAUGGCGUUGCAUGUGAAUUCAACACCAACAACAUCAAGUGCAACAGGAAUACCAAGAGAUCAGUUAGCAAAAGGAUUUACGUGUUAUCGAAAAGAUAAUACGACUUCUUCUUCUUCCUCAUCACAUGCAUUUCCUGUGAUGGGACCAUCAAUAGAGGUAGAGACUUCAAUAUCAGCAUCCAUAAUGAUAUCCACUAAAUCAUCAUCAUCAUUAUCUCAACAACAACAACAACAACAACAACAUCAGCAAACACAAUCAACACAAUCACAACAAGAUCAGGAACAAGAACAACCAUCUUCUUUCUUAUCAGAGUCUAUGAUUAUAACCAAAAAUAGUACUUUUCUUACAUCAGUAACACGUGAGACGAUGGUAACAGAGUGUGGUCAUUUAUUUUUGUAUUGUUCAAAGGGUGCACCAGACUUGGAUCUACCAGAGGAAAUGGAAGAACAAGAAAUGGUUACUGAAGUUCUUUCUUCACUUGCUCUUCUUAUACUAAAUUUAACCAUAGAACCUAAUGAACAAGUUGUUCAUGUUGCACUUGCUGGUACGGGUGUUCAACUCGCACGAUUUAUAGGUACAAAAGAAUUGAAAGAGAUGGAUUCAUUAUUACAACGAUUAUCAUGCAGUUUACUAAUUGUUAAUAAAUUUUUACGAGAAUAUCCUCAAUUAACUAUUACUGCUAUGGGAUCGGUUUACUUUUUUGAUAAUUUGGUAGAAGCAUUAAAAGUAUUAGGGAGAGAGUAUGAAUGUGCUCAUAAUGAUGAGGGAUAUAUUUUAGCACGAAAAGAGUGUAUGAAUGAAUUAGAAUCUAUUGCGGAUCUUAAUGCCUUUCGUAUGCGUGAUGUUUCUGAAAAUAUACUAUUACUCCCACGUCCUUCUUUUGGUCGAAUAGCCGACAAUGACAGUGCAGAUGAAUUUCUACACUGUUAUCUUGGUCUCUUAGUAACUCAACGUGAGAUACGGACAACAACAGAGGUGUUUAGUGACUCUGCAGUACGACGAUACUUUAAUGAAAUUGAAUUAAGUAUUAUAAAGGCAUUUCUUGAUACACCUAACGAUCUAACUACUUCAUCUUCUUCUUCUACUUCUUGUAUGUACGAUACAUUAAUGAAGUAUGCUAUCAUUUCUUUACCAGAUAAUGAUAAAGAUAUAUUAGGAUCGUAUGGAAAUAGUGUUUUAAAUACACUUAUUAAUGCAGGUUUAUAUCGCAUUCUUUUUUAUGAAAGUGCAUUUGCAACCUUUUUAAAAGAUCCAAGACUUCUAUACGCAUCCGUGUAUUUAGUACAUUAUAUGCUUACUCGUCCAACAUUAUCCAAAACAUCAUUAAUGGUGGAAGAAUCAUCAAAAUUACAAGAUUUAUCACCAGAGGAUGGUGUAGAUACUGAAGUUAGUGUUAUAUUAGACAUUUUAAUUACAGGAGAAGUAAAUAAUACUUCUUAUGAAAAUGCUAAUAUAUUAUCUCUUUUUUGUGCCAUAUUACUUUCUGCAGUUCAUGGUCCUAAAUCUAAUGCUAUUAUAAAUGCUAUUAUUCAAAAUAAUGGUAUAUCAAUGUUUGCCGCUAUAGCGAAUAAACUUAGUAUUUCAACUCUAAAUGAACGACGAUCAGGUGAUGUUAGAGAAUGGGUAACCUAUUUACUAACACAAUUACUUCAUAUACCAGAGGUACAACAAGGUGUAUUAGAAAGUCAAGCAGGUAUAGCUCUUUCUCUUCUUACAGUAAAAGAUAUAAGACAAGAUGCUGAAGUUAUGCUUAUCUCUUUACUUUCACACCGUUGCCCUGAAUUAGAGUACCCAAAACGAAUGAUGAUAUUAGUAAAAUAUAUUUGGGAUUCUAUUGGUAAAUGUGCACAAUUAGAAACUGGAGGAUCUGAUGUAGUAGCACCAAUAAAUGAAGAUGAUCAGGAUAAAUUUUUUUUAUCUAUUUUAUAUUGUAUUCGUGCUUCUAUUCAUGGUUUAGAAUCAGAUUCACUUUGUUGGGGUCCAGUACGACAGUUACAAAAUAUAUUUUGUAGUCUUUCAAGUACUACUCCACAUAUUUUUCUUCGUUUAAUGCAUCGUACUAUUUUACCAUGGCAUGGAGUAAAAACUUCAUAUGCUAUUUCAUGUAUUGUACGUACUAUUGCUAUGAUUGUAAAGGGAAAUCCUGCAUUACGUACACAACUUUUUAAAACGGUUAGUGCCGAAGAUUUAGUAGAGUGUUUUAGAAGUGAAUGGUUUGGUACACCUCAUGGAGGAGGAGGAGGAGGAGGAGGAUCAUGGUUACAGUUUCUUCGUUGUAUUCUUUCACUUGUGUAUGAAGAAGACUAUACUGAGGAGGAAUUGGAUACUUUCUCUAAGCAAAUGAAAUGUGUUACCUUUACAUAUUCUGAAAUGGAUGUGGAAGAGACUGUUAUACAAAAUCCUGAACUAUUAGUUCCACUUCUACGUAUGUUUACUAAAGUGAAUGAAUUUAAAGAAAAACACCGUGAUGCAUUAGAGUAUCUUCUUGCUCGUCUUUGUCGAACCAUAAAAAGUUCCCUUGCUUCUCUAUGGAUGGUGGCGAAUGCCGGUCUUUUUGGAUCCCUCACGGCCCUCAUUCCCAUUGUCUCUGGAACGGCUCUGCUGGAGAUGGUGUUGGAACUCAUCAUGACGAUUGCAAGCCACCACAUCAGUCUGCGGGAGACGAAGCAGUUUCUCAUCAGCAUCGCCCACACCCCCGGCGAGGAGGACCGCCGCCGCCUCAUUCCCCUCGUGGUGGAAGUCCUGCACGCCGCCUCACACGCCCGACUCACGCGGCGGGCGGAGCGGCGGGAUUUCAUCGCCUUCCGCGAGCGCAGCGGGGCGACGGGCCUGCGGGCGGUGCUGCCGGACUUCCCGCUGGACGGCUACACCGUCAGUCUGUGGCUCCGCCGCGAGCCCCGCCCCCUCCCGCAGGCCGUCUUCGCCCUCCACGGCCCCGACCGCCGCCCGGCCAUCGAACUCGCCAUCACGGAGGCCGGACUGCGAGUCAGCGCCGCCGCCGACACCAACAGACCCACACGCGAUGUGGAUAUCGUCUGUCACAUCCCUAUAGCCACGUGGGUGCACCUCGCCCUCAUUCAUCGUCCUCCUGCCUUUCCAUUCGCCGCCACAGAACUGCAGCUGUUUCUGGAUGGGGUAGAAGUGGCAGCCAUAAGGGGAAUUGCCUACCCAACACUUAUGCGAGGGUUCUUCUUUAUUGGUACACGAGGAGAGGCGGUGGAGCAGCGAUCCUAUAGUGGAACUUUUACAGGACAGAUGAGCGCCGUCUAUGUGUGGAGCCGAACGUUGGGUCAACGAGAAAUUACAGAACUUGUUACUCCACAACAAGUAUCAGAAGAGCAACAUCCAACCGCAUUAGGGGUACGUUAUAAUGCAGCACAUGUUUUAGUUUAUGUAGAUCCACGUUUUGGAGAACGAGGACAAUUACAUAAUUUAGCAGCACUCUUGCGAGGUAAACCUUCAGAGUGGCCUCUCAUUACAUAUGAGGGAACAUUAGCGUGUAAUACCAAUACUAUUAUGGAUUCUAUUUGUGUAUUGGGUGCACUGCAUACAGUGGUAGUACCGUUAUUAGUACUAUUGGUAAAUCCACAGUUACCCUUUCAGUUACGUGUACCACCGACAAAACGUAAAGUAGUAUCAGAUAUUACAUGUAAAGCUGUAGAUGACGUAUUAAAACUUGUUGAAUCUCUUCUUUUAAGUAAUAUAGUACGUGCCGAUUUAUUAGAAGUUGGACUUUUUCCUAUUAUUUCUCAUGUUUUACAACAAUUUAUGGAUUACCAAUGUACUAAUCUUCCACAACGACUCAGUAAUUUAUGUACCGCACUUCUUCCAGAUGGUGCUAUUUUUGAUGCAGCCUAUAGUGCACUUUUUCUUUCAAGAGAUCUUCUUCAUGCCUGUGCAGAGAAAACACAAUUAAUGCUCAUAAAAAUUCAAAAUGUUAUUUGUAGUACAAGUAAUGAGUUACAUAGACGUUUACGUGGUUUGGAUUUACCUAAUUUUAUUGUGAGUGAAAUUGUUUAUGAAUAUAAUAAGAAUUCUUCACAUGAUAGGGAAAUGCGAGAAGAAUUAUUUAGUCUUAUAGAAGCUGUUAUGCUAGAUCCUGUUACUAUGAAUGAUGCUGAUGCUAUUUUACGUCUUUUUACUAUUACUCUAGAAUCUGGAGAAACGUUUUUGUUAAUUGAAAUAUUGAAACAUAUUCGUCUUCUUAUUGCAACUAGAAGUUCUUUUCUUGCUUCUUUAUUAGGGAGACGAAAUUUUCCAUUAUUUCUUAUUCCAUUACUAAAUGAUACACGUGUUAUGGUUAGAAAUGAGACUCUUUUACUCUUUUGUUUACUUGUAAGUUGUUCUCGACGAACACAGGAAUUAUUAAACCCUACAUUGUUAAUAGCGCAUGAAGCUGUUCAUGUUGGGAGUGAUGUUUCCUUAUCAUGGUUACGAGAAAAACUUCAAACAUCAGUAAUGGAUUCUAAAUUAUAUGAAACUUUUCGUGCUGCUCUUACGGGUCGAUUUGAUGUUUCAUUAAAUGAAAGUAUUCCUUUAAGACAUAAUGAUAAAAUUGUAUUUGCCCCAGUUUUAACACCAUUAUUGCAAUUAAUGAAACGUUCUCAAGAUAAAGAAAUGAAGAGUAAAACUAUGUUUGAUAUUUCUACUCUAUUACAACAAGAUUCUGUUGCUUGGAGAACCAUUGUUUCUGUCCCUGGAUGGUAUGCAAGUAUUGUAGAUGUUUAUCUUUCAGAGGAAGAAUUACUGGAUGAUCAAAUUGGAAAUGAAUCCAAAUUUUUAAACAGUACAACUACUAUUUUUACAAGAGUUAUAUUUCAAGUUCUUCUUCAAGAAACAUAUGGAGCAUCCGAGUUAGAAUUAUUAGUAGCUUAUCUUAUUCAGAAACGGGCUCAUAUUCUUCUUAAUGCUGUAUUAUUAGGGGUUGUAAAGGAAUUUAUUGUAUUUAUUGCCAGUCGUAGUCGAUCUAUUUCAGGAACCAAUUUUGGUCUUGGUAGUCCAUUAGCGGCUUCUAAUUUUACAUCACUUUUAUUAUUAAUUGAAGAUGUCCUUUUUUACUCCGCUACUAUAUAUCAAGUGUAUGGAGUAACACGACAAUCGGAACCACAACGUAAACGCGGUUAUACAGAAAUGGAGGAAUUAGUACUUUCUAUUGAUGGACGUAAAAUGUUACAAAAACAAGAAGAAGAAAAAGAUAAAACACAAGAACAAGAAGAACAAGAACAACAACAAGGAUGUAAUUUGUUGCAACAACAAAGUAGUGAUGUGACAUUUGAGGGAACAUUAUUUUUAACAGGUGAUACAACUUGGCUUCGUUCUGCACCUGAUGGUGUUUGGAUGCAUGCCACACUUGCUGUGAGUACAAUGGAUCUUCUUACUAUUCAUAGUGCCAUACUAAACUCAAAUGGAAUGAGUAGUAGUAAUAGUAGUAGUGGAAGUGGAAGUGGUGGUAGUAUUGGUAUUGGUAUUGGUAGUGUUGGUGGAACAUCUGCAGAACUUCAUCAACAAGGAAGACGACUUCGAAAAGGAGGAUUUCAUCGUCUUUUUGUACGUUUAUUUCGUGUUGUUUGUAGUUUUACAUUACGGGAUCCAAUUCAGGUGGAUAAUAUUCUUCUUCUUGCCUCUCGUUGGGUACAAUUAGUAGAUAAUAUACCAGGAUCUUUUUUACUUUUGCGACGACAAUUAACAGAACAGAGAGAACAUUCACCUCUUUCUGGUUGUAUGAUUAUGAUUCUUAGUUUACAUGAACUUCUUGAUAGACGUUUACGUUUUUCUAUACAAGGGCCUUCUAUACGAUUUGAUGAUGCUAAUAUUGAAAUUCUUAAUCGUAUUCAUUUAUUAUGCGCUCUUCAAAAGAAGGGAUUUACGCAAAUGCAAUUUUUUAAUUCCGAUAUUCCUUCAGAUGAAACAGCUCCACAAAUGCGAAAGGGAACAUUAGAAUGGCUUUGUCAAACAAAUAGUAAACAUUCUAUUGGAGAAUUUGUAGAAGUUGCCUCUCGACAGGAUUAUGAUGUCUUUAUAAGUCAAUGUACUUUGGUAAUGGAACGAGAUCAGUUAACCGAUAAAGGUAUGGCAAGAUUUAUUGAACAAGAACAUAUUAAAACAGUAGAAAAAUUACAUCAAAUAAUUACAAAUCUUAAUGUAGCUCGUAAAACAAUGUUAGAUGCAUUGGAUCAACGUUUACAAUCUCUUGGAAAUGAAAAAGAAACCAUAAUAGCAUUAUCCGAUCGAUAUACCCCACAAGCGGCAAGAACUUUAGCCACAUUAACGUUUAAUAGUGUUUGGACUCGUUUUCUUGAACGUUGUAAAGGUACUAUUUGGGAUGUGGAUCCUGCAGGUCAACAUAGUACAAAUUAUGUUCGUCUUUUAGAAGUUGAACAGCAAUUACUAAUUCGUCGAAAAUUACAAUUUGAUUCUAAUGGGACGAAUCAUGCGAAUAUUACGCCAAUGGGUACUUUUUCUCCUACUGUUCAAGUACCAGUAAAACAACCUCUUCGUUUACGUGGUGGAGAAAAUGUUUUGCUUUCUACAGAAGAUAUACAAAAUGAUGAUGAAGAAGAUAGUAAUAGUAAUACUAAUACUAAUAAUACUCCUACUACUACUAAUAAUAAUAGUAAUAAUAAUAAUAAUAAUAUUCCAAUAAUGCCUACAACUUUAGAAGCCAAAUCCACUGUACAAUUUUCUAUGCCUUGUGAAGUUCCAUAUAUGAUGCAUUGUUGGAGUGCAACUUUAAUGAUACGAGAAAGUGAACUUUGUAUAUUUUUUGAUGAUGAAAAUAAAGCAUAUAAUCAACGAAUAGCCGAAGAUGCAGAAUCUUUACUAAUUAAACCACGUAGUAUUAUUUAUCCUUCUGGUCAUGCAACUUUAUUAGCACCAGGAAGAAGAUUUCGUAUGCGGCGAAGUGCAUUAGAAUUAUGGUUUCGUGAUGGACGAAGUGUAUUAAUUAAUUUCGCCUCUGUUUCAGAUAUGCGUGCGGCUGUCAGUAAUGUACGUACUGCUGCUGAAAGACAUAAAAUUCCGUAUAUUCCAUUAUGUGUAUUUCAAGAAAAUGCAAAGAAGGAAUCUCUUCUUUGGCGACGUAUGGAACAAUGGCGAGAUGGAGAUAUUUCUAACUUUGAAUAUCUUAUUUGGUUAAAUUUCUUUGGAGGUCGUACAGUAAAUGAUUUAACUCAAUAUCCUGUAUUUCCUUGGGUAAUAGCGGAUUACACCAGUGAACAUCUUAACUUGGAGGAUAGUACCACCUUUCGUGAUUUCACAUUACCUAUUGGGAUUUGUGGAGGAGCAAAUAGUCGUGCACGUGUUGAAAUGCGAUAUGAAGAGACGAAACAAAUGGGAGAUGUUCCUGCACAUUAUUUUACACAUUAUAGUUCUUCUGCAGUGGCAUUAUAUUAUAUGAUUCGAUUAGAACCAUAUACCACUUUACAAAUUAUUUUACAAGGAGGUCAUUUUGAUCAUGCAGAUCGUAUGUUUCAUUCCAUGGCAGCAUGUUGGUAUGGUGUGAAAACAAAUUCUCAAGAUGUACGAGAACUUGUACCUGAACUUUAUUAUUUACCAGAGUUAUGUAUGAAUACCAAUCAUGUUAACUAUGGUUAUAAACAAGAUGGAAGAGAAAUGGAUUCUCUUGAACUUCCACCAUGGGCACAUGGAGAUCCAUAUGAAUUUGUUUAUCGUAUGCGAGAGGCAUUAGAGUGUGAUUAUGUUUCAUCUAUGCUUCAUCAUUGGAUCGAUUUAAUAUUUGGAUAUAAACAACGAGGUAAAGAAGCUAUUGCGGCUCUUAAUGUUUUUAAUUGGCAUUCAUAUGAAGAAUUAGAUAAAAAUCGUGGUAAUGAUGUGGAUGAAAAACUUCUUAUUGAUUCUCUUGAUAAUAUUGGACAAACACCUAUUCAACUUUUUACCAAACAUCACGUUGAACGACGUCCACAAGAAAUAGCAGAUCCUAUAAAAUGUGCAUUUAAUGUUAGAUUAAUGGAUAUUUCACGUUUAUGUUCUCGAGUGGCUCGUGUGGCGGUACUUGGAUCGGAUCGUGUUCUUGUAGUUGCGGGAAGUGGAGCCGCUUUUCUUUUUAGACUUUCCAUUGCAACUAUUACAAAAAGAGCAGAACGUUUAAUAGAUCCUAUGAUUACGAAUACUAAUACUACCAAUACUAAUACUAUUACAGUUACAAAUUUGAAAACGACAGUAUUACCUAAUCUUCCUUCUACACCUGUAGCCAAUAGUAAUACUAAUACUACUACUACUACUACUACUACUACUACUACUACUACUAUGGAUACUUCUAUUACUCCUCCUAUUAAAGCUUCUGAGGAAUCUAUACCGGUAACAACAACGGUUUUAUCAUCUAAUCGUAUCUUUGCUGCUAAUACAGUACGUAAUCGACCAAGUUUUGAUAUGUCAGAAGAAUUUGAACGACGUAUACCACCUUUUCCACCUGGAGUAGUUCCAAGUAUUAAUAGUAAGAUGGGAGGACCUUGUGAAACUGAAAAUAUAGCUAUCCUUUGUUUUGAUAAUGAAGUAUUUGUAGCUCUUGGUGGUCUUUUUGAUAAUACAUUUGUAAUUCGUCCUUUAGAUUCAUCCUCUACAUUUUCAGAAGAACGUCUAAGUGCACAUCAUGGUCGUGUAGUUCGAAUAGCGGCAAGUUCAGAUAGUAAAUAUGUUGUGACGGGUGCGGAUGAUACGAUGUUUAUUGUGUGGAGUUGUCAUUUACAACAUGGUCGUGGUAAACUACGUGUGGAUUUACUCUUUACGGUGUAUGGCCAUGAAGAUAAUCCCACAGCGGUGGAUAUCAAUACAACAUUGGAUUUAGUUGCCACUGCCAGUAAAGAUGGUGUGUUAUUAUUACAUGGUCUUCGUAGUAGUAGAUUAGAACGUAGUUUACGACAUCCUAAACGGUUUGCAAUUGAUCGUGUGUUAAUUCAGGCAUCUUGUUAUUUACCAAAUAUAUUAUAUACCUCCAUGACAGAUAAUGUGAUUCAUCAAAUUAGUAUGAAUGGUGUGAUUAUGCGAUCGAUUGCAGUUUCUGGACGAAUAACAAGUUGGUGUACAACACCUAAACAAUAUAUUCUCAUCACCGCAACACCAUUUACAAAAUCUAAUACAACAGAAACCUGUAAAGGGGUGGUUCUCUUUUUACAUUCAUUUUAUCUCUAUCUUCUUCGAUCUAUUCCUUGCUCAUUAUUUAAUGUUGACAGUACCCUCUCUUGCUGUUCAAGUCACCCAUCAAAUCCUCAAGUUAUUGUUUGUGGAUCUACGGAAGGGUCACUUUCUCUUUUGCGUGUGGAACAGUAA
Messenger RNA from Trypanosoma theileri, 9948 nucleotides. Its product is annotated as neurobeachin/beige protein. Gene Ontology annotation, molecular function: protein binding. The transcript has a single exon. NCBI's taxonomy places the organism in Eukaryota, Euglenozoa, Kinetoplastea, Trypanosomatida, Trypanosomatidae. The coding region runs from base 1 to 9948 and encodes 3315 amino acids. The record is from RefSeq and is a predicted model, not a curated record.